Molecule: messenger RNA, 1707 nt
Organism: Cotesia congregata
Lineage: Eukaryota; Metazoa; Arthropoda; Insecta; Hymenoptera; Braconidae
Source: the annotation of a GenBank genome assembly
AUGCCUCCAAAGAAGGAUAAGUUGAAAGAACCAAUGUAUGCUCUGAUAUGGUUCAUGAGUACACGUGAUAAAAUAAAACUAGAGAAUAUCGUACUAGACGAAGAUGGCAACGUAUGUGACGAGAGUACUAAACUACUGAAGAAAACUCAAAAUUUCUUAGUCAAAUCUACGCUGGAUUAUGAGGAGCUUAUGAGCACCAACAUUGUAAAAGUUGAUGGUCAGAAUAAGAGAGAAAUUUCUCCUAAAAGUGGUAUUUUUUUUCCUAUUGAAGUAAUUGAAACAAUUGAAAACAAAGCUUUAACUGAAACAGGCGUUAUUAAUUGGAAAAUUAUAGUUAAACUUGUUUUAAUUGAAGUUUAUGGAGAUCAUCUUGGUAAUUAUUGUGCUGUUGGCCGAGUCAAAAGUUCCUUGCGACCUUCAAUUGAUACGGAUAUUUACAAAGCAGUUUAUAAUUGGGUUCUUUUAAAAUCUACUGAAAAAAUUAAUAGUCAUGAUUAUACGACUGAAGUCACGACGAUCGUACGCAACAAACGAAAUUCAAAAACAUCAAACGAUACUGCUACAGAUACAAUAUCCCAACUUGACUUGCAGUUUUUUAAAAAAGUAAUUUCUGCAGUUGAAAAAGAAAAUAAAUGGCACCAACAAUCUGACAAUAAUUUCAAUUUACUGAAAUCGACAUCUCGUGAUGAUUUUUUAAAACCUGGACCAACAAAGGAUCGAAUUGCUAAGGAUCAUAAUAUUUUCUUUCCAAAAUCUGCAAUAGCUUACAUUGAAAAACGGACGGAAAGUCCUGUGAGCUCUCAUUUGUCGGAUUGGAAGAAUUUGGUCAAAGAAGCUCUCAUAACCGUUUAUGGUUCGAAUAUCGGCUUUUAUUGUGCAACAGGUAAACUGACAUCACGAUCACCGAUACAUCCCCAAUUAUAUCAGGCAAUUCUUGUUUGGGCUAAUAGUAGGUCUGAAACAACAAUUGAGGAAGCUGAGUUUAAGAAGCACAUAAAUAAAAUUGCAUUCAACAAAAAAAAGACAACUAAAUGCAAGUCAGCCUGUGAUAUCGACACAACAUUCCACCAUCAACCUUCCCAAGAUUCAGCGAACUCUGACUCCAGGUUUGCUGACGAUCAAAGUGAACUUGCUAAUGAAAUGGAAAUAGCUUCAUCACCCGCAUCUCGACAACAUUUUUCGUCUAUUGUUGGUUCUGUGAAUCAAGACUCUGAAGUAAUCCAGCAUUCUGAAGUAAUCCAGCAUUCUAAAAUAACUAAAGAUCCACGAUAUCUUUAUUCUGAAGACCUGCAUCCUAGAUCUACUGAAGAUCCACGAUAUGGUACUCCUAAUAAUUUGCAUCCCAGAAUAACUGAAGAUCAACGAUAUAGUACUCCUGAAAACCAGCACUAUUCGACUCAAGAUUCACCAGGUUAUCCACGUUAUCCAAGUUAUACAGGUUAUACAGGUUCUCCAGGAGACCAGAACUAUUGGACCACUCCAAAUUCAUCAAAUGGAUACUCGAUACCUCAGUACACUUGGACUACUCAAGAUCAAGAUCAGCUUACAGAACAAUCGUGCACGAGUUCACCAUGGCAGUAUUCAAACUCAUCAUAUGAUACCAAUACACGUCCUUACGGGACAGAAAAUUACAACUAUAAUUCUUCCGUUCCAAUAAAUAAUGGUAACGAUGAGGUUAAUGAAAACCAAACCUUAAUGAAUCUAUAA